Molecule: messenger RNA, 681 nt
Organism: Nicotiana tabacum (common tobacco)
Lineage: Eukaryota; Viridiplantae; Streptophyta; Magnoliopsida; Solanales; Solanaceae
Source: RefSeq, a predicted model, not a curated record
AUGCGACAAGUGCCAAUGCCAUGCACCAUUAGUGCACUAACCAGCAGAACUGCUGCAUUCGAUACUAUCCCCAUGACCAUUCAUGAAAUGAGGGAUGGAUAUAGUCAGGCUGCUACCACCGGCUCUCGAGAAGGCUCAAAGGUCACAAAAUUCCUCGAAGACUUGAAAAUUAAAAGAAUCACAUCUUCGUUGUACCGUACGAGCGCAAAUGGACAGGCAGAAUCAACAAAUAAGGUGAUUAUUCAAAACCUCAAAAAGAGGUUAGAAGCAGCCAAAGACAAGUGGCUCGAAGAAUUACCGGGAGUGUUGUGGGCAUAUCGGAUGAUGGCCAAGUCAAGCAAGGGAGAGACACCUUUCUCUCUCAUAUACGAUGCAGAAGCUUUGAUCCCAGUGGAAGUAGGAGAACCAACAGUGUGGUACUUCCAGACAGACAAAGAAACAAACAACGAAGCAAUGAUGGUCAAAUUGGAUCUGCUUGAAGAACCCAGGGACUUGGCGCACAUAAGGAUAGUGGCCAAGAAACAAAGAAUGGAAAGGUACUAUAACCGAAGGGCCAAUCUCCGUUAUUUCAAAGUGGGAGACUUGGAUUUGAGGAAAUGGACUCAAAACACCCCGAGAGCUCAACGCAGGAAAGUUGGACCCAACAUAGGAAGGCCCCUACAGAGUUUUAGCUGUCACUAG